AUGGACGAAAAAUCUGUCACCGCAGUAGACUAUUUGGAGGAGCAGCUUGAACUUGAAAGAGAAGCCCGUGAGGUGAUGCCUUACGAGCCGGAUGUCUGCACAUAUCCCAAAAGUUGCCGUCAAUUGGUGUUUGCUUGCUUGACUUGUCGAAGACAGAAUGAAGGUGCCAACAUCGGCGUGUGCUACCUGUGUCUGAUUCAGUGCCACUCUACUCACGAGCUUGUUGAACUCUUCUCGAAGCGAGAUUUCACCUGUGAUUGUGGAACCUCCAGAAUGCACAAGGGAAGUUCAUGUGCCCUUCGAGCCAAACAGGCUCGAGAGUUGGUAGCUGCAGAAUCCACAACCAACACUUCUGUUCAAAUGUCAUCCGCUCGUGGUUCUCCCGUAAAACCGCCCAGGCUCCGUACUGGUUCAUUUAGUGAAUCUUUUGCUUUCUCAUCCAUUGACUUACCACCAGCAGAUGACAUUCCUAGUCUGGACAACAAUUAUAAUCACAAUUUUGAAGGCAAAUUUUGUUCUUGUGAGAUGAUUUACAAUCCCAUUCAAGAAACUAGAACGAUGCACCAAUGUUAUCUUGGAGAUGUAUGUGGUGAGGACUGGUUCCACCAAGAUUGCAUUUUGGGCUAUAAGCCAGGCAUCCACCGCAAACGGAUUCAAUCAUCUGGCGAAAAUAUGCUCGAUGAACUCCCACCCCCUGGGUUAGAAGCAUCUGAGGAUAAGCCACUGGUGACCCCGCUUGUGGAUGAAGACGACGAUGACGUUAUCCCGCACUUUCCAGAAAUAGAUUCGUUUGGCGAAUUUGUUUGCUGGAAAUGUGUUGAAGCUAACAGAGCAGCAUUUGAUGAGCUUAAACACUACCUGAAGAUUGUGGUUCAUCAUAUGCCUCAUUUUGACCUGGUUCCUGAUGCUGAAACCUGGGAGACCCAAUACGAACAAUACAAGGACAAGAAUGAGGAUGAAGAACCACCAACGAAGAAGAUCAAGACAGAGAAGAAGAUUCCUUAUUCGGUUUUCUUAUCUGAAAGCUUUAAGGACGAUAUUACAAAUAUAAUGGCCUCUCUCCCGGAGGAAUCAGCUUUAGGGAAAUUCUUGAAAUCGGUGGAAUUCUUCAGCAAAGAUGAUCCCAUCUUCCAGCCUCCAAAAGAAGAGAUGGCCUCGUCCACCUCAUCAACAGGAUCUCUAUUCGAGCUUGGCUCCAACGCAUUACGAACCUUGCCGGCCCCACAAGCUAUCGAAGGGCUUCAUGCCUAUGGAAUCAUGAAAGCUAAACUUCGUGAUUUUUUUAAGGGGUUUGUUGACCAAAAUAAAGUAGUAACCGAGGAGGAGGUGAGGGAGUUUUUCGGUAACAUGAAAAAUGGUGCUGGUGGAGAUUGA
Molecule: messenger RNA, 1374 nt
Organism: Sungouiella intermedia
Lineage: Eukaryota; Fungi; Ascomycota; Pichiomycetes; Serinales; Metschnikowiaceae
Source: the annotation of a GenBank genome assembly